Molecule: messenger RNA, 1977 nt
Organism: Maudiozyma barnettii
Lineage: Eukaryota; Fungi; Ascomycota; Saccharomycetes; Saccharomycetales; Saccharomycetaceae
Gene: ASH1
Product: DNA-binding transcription repressor ASH1
Exons: 1
Coding region: 1-1977 (658 amino acids)
Biological process (GO): regulation of DNA-templated transcription
Molecular function (GO): sequence-specific DNA binding; zinc ion binding
Source: RefSeq, a predicted model, not a curated record
AUGUCUCUUUCAGCAACAAAGAACAAUUUCUUAUUGCAUGAAUCUAGCUCCUUAAAUGAUAUUUCUGAAAGAUCACCAAAAUUAUUCUUUGAUGAUUUAUUAAUUCCAUCAUUACCACCACAAAGCAAAAAUCAUAAAAUAUCAAAGACUUAUUCAUAUAUAUCUAGAUCGGCACCAGCCACAAUUAUUGGUAAAACCAACAAAAGCAAUAGUAGUUCGAUUCUGAAUGAAUUUAAAAAUUCUCAAAAAUUUUCAUCAUACUUACCACCAAUCUUAAGUGAAAAUAUUCCACAGAAAUAUAAUACUGCACCUGCAUCACCACAACAUAUGACAUAUUCUGAAAGAAGUUCAUUCAUUACUCCAACCUCUUCUCCUGGUAGAUCGAAUUAUAAUAAUACCGGAAAUCAAUUAUCUGCACAAUUGAUUUUAACACGUAAUCAUAUGAUUAAUGAGAAUAGUUUUUCAAAUGUUACACAUUUGAAUCAUUUCCCUUUACCAAAUGAAAAUUACAAUAAGAUGAAUAAGAACUUAACUCUAUUGAAUCAAUUAAAUAAAUCUAUUAUUAAUUCAACUAAGAUAACUCCUCCAAGUACAAAUGAAUCAAAUAUAGGAUUAAAUCUACCAUCUUUAAAACAUUUAAAAUUAUUGCCAAAUCCAAAGGUUCAAGAAAAUUCUUAUAUCUACCCUGAUACAUCUGAAACUACGCCAAUUUGGAAAAGAAAUCUUGUAGCGUGGUGCCAACGUGAAUCUGGUGAUGAUUAUGGUAAGAUUCAGGAUAAGAUUCGUCUUGAAAAUAAUCAAAUGACAGAAAAAUUAGGUCAAUUCACAAGUAAUUAUAAAAAUUUAUCAGAAUCAUAUUUAAAUGAACAAACAAAUUUCAAUGAAAUCCCAUCUGUACUAAAACCACAAGAUACUUUUCAAAAAUUGACUAAUAAAGGUUCUUCAUUAUAUAAGAUUCCAGUAACACCUCCAAUGUCACCUAAACGCCAUUCAAUCGAAAAGAAUGAUCAUAUUAGUGACAAUGGAAUUACAAGGACUGAAGUUUUAAAAUUUAGUCCAUUUGUAAGUGAUAAAUUAGUUCAAUUGGUUAAGAAAGAACAAAAAAAAUUAGAAAAGAAAAAUACUACCACUACAAACAAAGACAAUAACAUCAACAACAAUAAUAACAAUGGCCAUAAAAAAACCAAUAGUUUUAAAGCAUUACAAAUCAAGAACUUAUUAGAUAAUCGCGAUAUCCUCUCUAAGACCUCGAAAAAAGUCACUAAAAAAGGACGUAGCAACUCUGCUGGCAGAAAUCAUUUUUAUGCAUCUUCAACUUUGUCAUCACCAUCAAGUAUAAUUAUAGGUACAAAAGCAAAGCAAUUAGUCAUGAAAUUGGAUCAAAAUAAUAAUAAUAGUAGUAGUUCAUCUGAUAGUGAUAACUCAAACGAUAGUAGCAAAACUAAUAGACAACUAAAGAAGAGAAAUAGUAGUAAAUCUAGAUCUAGAUCAAUCUCACCGAUUAGAAGAGCCGCCGGAUCUAUGACUCCACCUACUCCAAAUUACCAUAAAUUCUCAGUGGAAUCUCCACCACAGAGUCCUACUCGUAGUUCUCCAUCUAUUAAUAUUACAUCUCUAUCACCAGCUAAACAAACACAUAAUGGUAAUAAGGCUAACUCUACUCAUAAAAAGCAUUCCCAUCAUACUCCACAUGCUAUUCGUACAUGUGUUUCAUGUCAUUCCAGUGAUUCUCCAUGUUGGAGACCAUCAUGGUCUCAUAGAAAACAAGACCAAUUAUGUAAUUCAUGUGGACUACGUUAUAAGAAAACACAUACUAGAUGUUUGAACGAUAAUUGUAGAAAGAUUCCAACAAAGGGUGAAUUAAAUAUUAUGAAGAGUAAUGGUAUCUUUAAGGAUUAUGUUAAUGGUUUAGAAGGAACAACAGAAGGUUAUAGAUGCUUAUUCUGCAAUACUAUUACAGAAACGACGCAAGCAUAA